This is a messenger RNA of Musca domestica (house fly), 1771 nucleotides long. RefSeq names its product cytochrome P450 CYP12A2-like (gene CYP12A1). Gene Ontology annotation, molecular function: oxidoreductase activity, acting on paired donors, with incorporation or reduction of molecular oxygen; heme binding; monooxygenase activity. NCBI's taxonomy places the organism in Eukaryota, Metazoa, Arthropoda, Insecta, Diptera, Muscidae. The record is from RefSeq and is marked provisional.
CGCUGGCAAAGCCAUAGCUUUUAUUUUGUUUUGACUUAUUUUGUGUUUUUUACGCUUUCGCGAAUAUGAUAAAAUAUAAACAAUACUCGAGAGCCAUUGUGGCACUACGACAAAGGGGAGCGCAACAGUAUUCAACAAAUGUCACGAGCGCUUCACAGCCUGAUGUCAAGGCCAACAACACCACCACCAUUAGUCCAGAAUGGCAGGAGGCCAAACCUUUCGAGGAGAUGCCAUCGAUGAACUCUUGGCCCAUCAUCAAAAAUAUGUUACCUUGGGGUAAAUAUGGCAAAAUGGAACCGACGCAAUUCCUAAUGGCCCUGCGCGAUGACAUGGGACCGAUUGUAAGAACUGCUGCUUUUAUGGGCCGACCACCCACAGUGAUUACCCACAAUCCACAUGAUUUUGAAAUGGUAUUUCGCAAUGAGGGCAUUUGGCCCAUAAGACCCGGCGGCGAUGCCCAAAUGUAUCAUCGCACGGUGCUGCGAGAGGAUUUCUUUCAGGGUGUCACCGGUCUGGUGUCUGUCCACGGAGAAAAAUGGGGCAGUUUUCGAUCCACUGUAAAUCCCGUUCUAAUGCAACCAAAAAAUGUUCGACUGUAUUUGAAUAAAAUGGCCCAGGUAAACGAUGAGUUUAUGGCAAGAAUUCGUCAAAUUCGUGGCCCCGAAACGCUGGAAGUCCCCGCCAGUUUCCAAGAAGAAAUGAAUCGUUGGACUUUGGAAUCGGUUUCAGUUGUGGCUUUAGAUAAACAAUUGGGACUGAUUACCACCAACCGUGAUAAUCCCGAUCUCAAGAAACUAAUUGGGCUGCUGAAUGAUUUCUUUGAACUGGGUCAGAAAAUUGAAUUCGGUCUGCCGUUUUGGAAAUAUAUAAAGACACCGACAUUUAAGCUAUUUAUGAAAACUCUGGAUGGACUCUUGGAAAUUGGUAAUAAAUAUGUCAAUGAGGCCAUUGACCGUUUGGAGGCCGAACGCCAAAGUGGAGUGCCAGAGAAACCGGAAAAUGAAAAGAGUGUGCUGGAGAAGUUGAUAAAGAUAGACAGGAAAAUUGCCACGGUAAUGGCCAUUGAUAUGAUAUUGGCUGGUGUGGAUACGACCUCGACCACAUUUACGGCCUUGCUGCUGUGCUUGGCCAAAAAUCCUGGGAAACAAGAGAAGCUGCGCCAAGAAAUUCGCCAAAUUCUACCCCGCAAAGGUUCACAAUUCGAGCCAAGCUCUCUCAAUCAUAUUCCCUAUACAAGAGCUUGCAUAAAGGAAGCCUUACGAAUGUAUCCGUUGACCUUAGGAAAUGCUCGCAUCUUAGCCAACGAUACUGUCCUAAGUGGUUAUCGUGUUCCAAAGGGCACCCUAGUGAGCAUGAUAUCAACAGGUUUGCUGCAUGAUGACAAUCACUAUACAAAAGCCAAGGAAUAUUUACCAGAACGUUGGAUGCGUCCAACCAAAGAAGAAGCCGAAGAUUCUGCCACAUGUCCCCACGUCUUAAAGGCCAGCAGCCCCUUCAUUUAUUUACCCUUUGGUUUUGGUCCCCGUAGUUGUGUUGGUCGCCGCAUUGUCGAAAUGGAACUGGAAUUGGGCAUUGCCCGCUUGGUACGCAAUUUCCGUAUUGAAUUCAAUUAUCCCACGGAGAAUGCUUUCAAAUUUAAAUUAAUUAAUGUUCCAAAUAUUCCAUUGAAAUUUAAAUUUACUGAUGUUGAAAAUUAAAACAUGGCGGAAAUUUAUCAGAAUAUAUCUAUUAAUAUGAACAAAUCUAAAAAAAAUAUUUAUUAAUACAAAAC